UCGGCUUACGACAAAUAUUUUUUAGGUGGAGAUGAUGAAGAAAUAACUCCUGGACCAAGGCCAAGAUGGAUCCCAAAACCUGAGCAAAUCCACAUUCUUGAAGCCAUCUAUAACUCAGGGACGACGAAUCCACGUAGAGAUGAGAUUAAGAAGAUACGUGAACAAUUAGAAGAAUUUGGCCAAGUUGGUGAUUCCAGUGUCUUUUACUGGUUUCAAAACCGCAAGUACAGAAGCAAAACCAACAAAGUACCCUAUAACGAGAAACCGGGAACACAACAAAAAGCAGCUUCAAAUAGCUCUCUCCCACAAAUCAACACACCACCACCCAACUCAUCUUCAUCAUCUUCCUCUAACAAUAUUAUUGGAAUCUCCAAUAUUAAUGAUGGGAUGGUGAUGGUGCCUAAUUCACCCGCAAUAUCUCUGAACCAAAAUCAAGAUGAUACUUAUCCUCACACCCUCACUGGAACCGGUCUACAACUACCUACACCCCCAUUUUCCUCUUUCCCGGUUGAGAAUCAUAUUAAUAAAAGGGUAGUGCUUAAUGACAUGAUAACGCCAGAGGGGUUUAAUUACUUCUCUGGUUUUCCAAAUAUGAGUCAAUCUUUACCUCAAGAAAAUGUUGAUCUGCCUCUACUUAAUUAUGAUAACAUCAUGAACUAUGGAAACAAAAAUGGAAUCUGCUCAAUCAAUGACCUUUUUGAUCAAGAGAAUAUUCAAGAGGAGUCGAUUCAUAUGAUGCAUAUGCAUCAACAAGACCCACAACUUAAUUUUGGUGUCACGACAGCUUCAAGUAAUGAUGAUCAUUCAACUGAUCUUGCUCCUCUCCCUCCGGCCAUUGACAUGAGUGCACCUGCUGAUAUUCCAUUCCUCUUUACUGGUGAUCAAUUUCAAGGUUUUAGUGAGGACAAUGUUACUGCAAAAUGUAGGGUGAUUACUAUCGACGGUGCAUUCGAAGUUAAUGUGGGGCCCUUUAACGUUCGUAAAUUCUUUGGCGAUGGAGCAGUUCUGCUUGACUCCUCCGGUGUCCCGGUUCUAACCGAUGAGUGGGGUGUCACACUCAACUCACUCCACCAUGGGGUUGAUUAUUUCCUGCUGUAUUAAGGAGCUGAAGCUGGAACGGCUAGGGAUGCGAGAUU
Molecule: messenger RNA, 1136 nt
Organism: Medicago truncatula (barrel medic)
Lineage: Eukaryota; Viridiplantae; Streptophyta; Magnoliopsida; Fabales; Fabaceae
Product: WUSCHEL-related homeobox 9
Exons: 3
Biological process (GO): regulation of developmental process
Molecular function (GO): DNA binding; DNA-binding transcription factor activity
Source: RefSeq, a predicted model, not a curated record